AUGGCCAACUAUAGUAGUAAGUACAUUCGAGAUUUCGCAACACUAACUGCUCCCCUUCGUGACCUGACAAAAAAGGAUGUUCGUUUUGAGUGGACUCAAACACACCAAACUGCUUUUGAAAAGCUGAAAAACACGCUUGCAAUUGCUCCAUGUAUGUCAUAUUUCGACAAAAACAAACAAACUUUUGUAACAGUUGAUGCUAGUCCUGUAGGAAUUUCUGGAAUUUUUUCUCAGAAACCAAGAAACGGUGACGUAGACAGUCAACAGAUAAUUGCAUAUGCCAGCCGAGGGCUGACUGAUAGAGAAAAAAGAUACUCCCAGACGGAAAAAGAAGCGUUAGCGAUAGUAUGGGCAGUUGAACAUUUCCAUUUAUUUAUAUACAUAUGGAAGUGAAUUUACACUAAUAACUGACCAUAAACCUUUAGAAAUUAUUUAUGGCCAACGUACAGCCAAAACAUCAGCGCGAAUUGAAAGAUGGGUGCUUCGCCUCCAACCAUAUACAUUUAAGAUAAUUUAUAAAUCAGGUGCCAGCAACCCUGCGGACUAUCUUUCUCGUCAUCCAACAAACGAAAGCAGACGAAAACAGGAGAAGAUGACGGAACAAUAUAUUAAUUUUAUAACUCAGAACAGUGUCCGUAAGGCGAUGACAUUACAAGAAAUAAUCAAUGCAACUAACGCAGACGCGGCACUAACAGCACUCCAUGAUGCAAUUAAAACAAACAAAUGGGAUUCCCCAAUUGUAAAACCGUUCAAAGCCGUAAAAAACGAACUUACGUCUACCACACACGGUGUUAUACUUCGAGGAACACGGAUUGUCAUUCCUGCGACUCUACAACAACGUGCAAUAGAUAUAGCACAUGAGACACACUUAGGAAUAGAGAAAACGAAGUCUCUAAUUCGUGAAAAAAUCUGGUUUCCGCAAAUUGACAACCAAGUCAAAAACACAAUUGCUAAGUGCACCACUUGUCAAGCUGUCGGACAGGCGAAUCCUCCACAACCAUUACGUAUGACCGAAAUGCCAGAGUUACCAUGGAGAACUGUCCACAUAGAUUUUUAUGAUCCACUACCAUCGUCUGAAUAUCUGUUAGUGGCGGUAGAUAGAUACUCCAGAUUCCCAGAGGUUGAGAUAGUUCAUUCAACACGAGCCUCAACAGUCAUUCCAAAACUUGACAAAAUGUUCUCAGUCCAUGGCAUUCCAAAGGAGAAACACAAGAAAAAGUGA
This is a messenger RNA of Paramuricea clavata, 1222 nucleotides long. NCBI's taxonomy places the organism in Eukaryota, Metazoa, Cnidaria, Anthozoa, Malacalcyonacea, Plexauridae. The record is from the annotation of a GenBank genome assembly.